Phyllotreta striolata is the source of this 1378-nucleotide messenger RNA. NCBI's taxonomy places the organism in Eukaryota, Metazoa, Arthropoda, Insecta, Coleoptera, Chrysomelidae. The record is from the annotation of a GenBank genome assembly.
AUGCGGAAUGAAGACGAUUCGGCCAGCGAAAGCAGCAGCGACGAAAUGGAAACCGCCGACGAUUCCCAACAAAUCAAUCCCCAUAAACCUCCCAAUUCCUCUUCCACUACCACUCCCACAAUUUCCCUUCCCAGCUCCACCCCAUUUCAUUCUACUACUCCCACAAUUUCUCUUCCCAGCUCCACCACAACUCCAUCUACAUCUCUAACUCCUCAUCCCGUCGCUACUUCUACUUCUCUACUCGCCUCCACUUCUUCUCGCUCUCUAUCUUCUUCAUCUACAACCACAACAUCACCAUCAACAUCUUCACCAGGAGUGGUCCAGGCGUUGCCUAUUGUACUGCAAACACCAGCAGGUAUCGGAUACGCCACCACCACCGAUGGUUCCAUUUUGGGGCUCCUGCAGGGCCCCAAUAUCGCCCAACCCCAAUUCGUCGCCAUACCGAUAUCCAACACCGAGAACCUGUCGGGAGCGGAAUCGAGCGACAGUUGCAGCGACGUCGAGAUGGACGCGGCGCCGGCGCCCGCCCCCGAGGCGUCGGCGUCGCCGCCGCCGGCGUCGAAAUCGCAGAUCAUGUCGCCGCUGGUGUACCAGACGCCGCAGGGCGUCGUGUACGCCGCGACGCCCGGCGCCGGCGGCGUCAUAUUGAGCCUGGCGCCGGCGGACGCGGCGUCGAAUCGGGCGCAGUUCAUCACCAUACCGUUGUCGAUGAUGGCGGCCAACGGGCAGGGCGAGCUCGAUUUGUCCAAGAGGAAAUGACGGUUCGUGGUGGGGGGUUAUAGUCCGUUCGCUGUCGGGUUUCGGUUUUUGUCGGCUUGAUAGCGAACGGAGUAUAAUUCGGGGUGGAAAGGUAGGGUGAGGUCGUUUUGGUUUCGUGAUGAAAACCUUCUUUUUAGGUUUCUACUAAUUUACAAUUUGCAAGAGUAUAUUUAUUGAUUUCGCGAUGGAUACUCUACGAUUUUAGUGCCUUAAAAUUCCAUUAUCAUGAGAAAAAAAAAACAUAACUUAGAGAGGACCAAAAAAUUUUUUUUGUAAUAUAUUAUAAUGUAUAAUAUUGUACUUUUAUUGUAUCGUGUAUUCGUAACUGUUUAACAAAACUCUUGUGUUAUGUUAUUGUCGAUUGUUGUUAACCAAAAAAAGUUUUCGUUUUAACCGCGUUUUAUAAGUAUUUGCGUUUCGAUUUUUUUUAUAUAAUUUAUAUAUUUAUUGUCUACUUGGUAUGUUUGUAAAAAGUGUUGUUUCAUUUAUGAAAUAUAGAUUUGAUAUCUUAAUUAAAAUGUUUUUUCUUUUAAUCGAGUAGGUAAUAUACAAAAAUUGCUACAAAUUUCUUUCUACUUUUUUCGAAUAAUUUUCUCCCUACCUUUUUCGAAUAAUUUUC